AUCGUGAAACUGUUAAAGAAUUGGCACUGGCGUAUACAGUGUGAGUGUGUGUCUCGUUACUGAUAAGAACUGACAGUUAUAAAGUGAGCAUGCCGGAAGAUUUUCCUUUCAGCCAAUGCAGCCUUCCCACACCAAACAACAGAGGAGAAAUCCACAUUGAUUGGAGGCAGCUGACUCAAAGACAUGACCGAAGUUCACAUUAGUGACACAUUAUUCAACUGUUGUGGUGACCAAGCAUUUCUUUUCGAAAUGCCUUCAAAAUGGGGGAUUAUGCUCGCUAAAUCUCCGCAGUAAACAGCUUUGUGUGUGUAGUGUGUGUGAGUGAUUACCGGCGUUGAGUUUUCCGAUCCAGAACAGAAUGGAGCGGAGGAGUAACGUUAGAGCUCGUGUAGCGGUGAUAGGGGCUGGACCGGCAGGGCUUUGCGCCGCUCGACACAUCCUGUCUAGGCCCGAGACCUUUGAUCCACCCGUGGUGUAUGAAAUGGCUGAUCAUUUAGGUGGGACCUGGUUCUAUGAGGAACGAGUGGGCCCACAUGACAAUGGGUAUCCCAUCCACAGCAGUAUGUAUAGGGACCUCAGAACCAAUUUGCCUAAGGAGGUUAUGAUGUUCCCUGAAUUUCCCUUUGAUGACCACCUGCCUUCUUUUUUGCACCAUACGUCGGUUCAGCUGUAUUUGGAAAAAUACUGUGAGAGACAUGAUAUUGCCCGUCACAUCAAGUUCAACACCGCGGUGGAAAAGGUGAAGCCCGUCUCCAUGGAGACGGAGACAGGGGGAGCUGUGACGUGGGAGGUAAUUUCGCACCGCACAUGUGGAGACCGGAACACACAGAAGUUCGACUCAGUGUUCGUCUGCAACGGGCAUUACUCCGACCCCCACCUGCCCUACAUUACUGGAAUAGAGCAUUUUGAAGGGAAAGUCUUACACAGUCACUCGUAUCGCUAUCCAGAGCCCUUCGCCAACAAGUCCGUCGUGGUCUUGGGGGCCAGAGCAUCUGGUGUGGACAUUUCCAUUGAGUUAGCCCAAGUUAAUGCUCGGGUGAUUCUAAGUCAUAGCACACCAACUAUGUCCUUACCUCUGCCUGUGGGUAUCCAGCAGGCUACCUCUGUUGUUGGGGUCUUGGAGAAUGGAUCUUUACAGUUCCAGGAUGGAUCAGUGACCCGGGCUGAUAUUCUUCUGUUCUGUACAGGAUACAACUUUAACUUCCCUUUCCUUUGUCCAUCAGAGCUAGGCCUGGACGUACAGGAACUUUUUGUGACUCCGCUCUACAAGUACUUGCUGCCCCCUGGCUUCCCGUCUAUGUUUUUUAUUGGCAUUUGCAAAAUUAUUUGCCCUUUCAUACAUUUUGACUGUCAGGUUCAGUUUGCUCUAGCUGUUCUGGAGGGCUCGGUAAAGCUGCCCACCCAGGCAGAGAUGGAGAAGGAGGUGCAGAGAGAGAUGCAAAAAAAACUAGACAAAGGUGUGCAGUUGAAGCACCUGCUCCAUUUGGACAAGGAUCAGUGGGAUUAUUAUCUGGAUCUGGCCAGGUCGGCCCGAUUCACACCCCCUCAGCCAGUGUUUCAGAGUCUAUAUGAAGAGGUGGGCAGACAGAGGAAGAAAGACCCACACAAAUACAGACAGAUCAACUAUAGGCUCAUUGAUGCCACACAGUGGGAGCUUUUGGAAGCUUCGCCAGAACAGACUGAUUGAGUUUAGCUAGAGUUUGAGGAAAAUGAAUUGAAUUACACAGUUUUCCUGUCAUACCUGUGAUGCUUUCUUUUUGUAGGAAAAGAAAGUCUGUAGAAAUACUGAAGGAAGAAAAUUCUCUUAAUGAUUCUUAAUAAUUAUACACAAAAAUUAGAGAUCAAAGUUAAUUUGAUCUAAUUAACUA
This is a messenger RNA of Rhinichthys klamathensis goyatoka, 1868 nucleotides long. RefSeq lists its product as uncharacterized. The transcript is spliced from 8 exons. Bases 359 to 1687 code for a protein of 442 amino acids. Lineage: Eukaryota; Metazoa; Chordata; Actinopteri; Cypriniformes; Leuciscidae. Gene Ontology annotation, molecular function: N,N-dimethylaniline monooxygenase activity; flavin adenine dinucleotide binding; NADP binding. The record is from RefSeq and is a predicted model, not a curated record.